Molecule: messenger RNA, 2172 nt
Organism: Caenorhabditis briggsae
Lineage: Eukaryota; Metazoa; Nematoda; Chromadorea; Rhabditida; Rhabditidae
Gene: Cbr-lig-4
Product: Protein CBR-LIG-4
Exons: 9
Coding region: 1-2172 (723 amino acids)
Biological process (GO): DNA recombination; nucleotide-excision repair, DNA gap filling; double-strand break repair via nonhomologous end joining
Cellular component (GO): DNA ligase IV complex; DNA-dependent protein kinase-DNA ligase 4 complex
Molecular function (GO): DNA ligase (ATP) activity; DNA binding; ATP binding
Source: RefSeq, a predicted model, not a curated record
AUGGCCUCCGAUGUGCUGUUCGACGACAUCGUGGGCGUCUUCAACAAGAUCCGGCGGACAUCAAAUCUGAAAUCGAAGCAGGCAACCUUCCAAAAGAGCUUCGAUUCUUGGAAAUCUUCAUGUAAUGAUCCUACUGAAAUGUCCGAAGUUCUACGCCUCUUCGUUUCCGACUUCGAGCGGUUUCGAAAAUUCGACAUGGGACCGACUAAGCUAGCGAGUUUUCUCGCGAAGACGUUUCACGACGUCCGAGCUGACUAUGUCGCUGAAAUUUCCAAGGAUUCAUCUAAAGCGGCUCGGCAGUUGGCUGAAAAAAUUUCCGAAGCAUAUCGAACGGAAAAUGACGAUUCUGGAGUGAUAAAAACUGGAGAAUUGAAUGAAUUUCUCAAUUUUCUGGCACAAGGACCAAUGGACGAUCAGACCACGCGAAAAAAUGUCAAAACUGGUGAAAAAGUGUUCAGAAGACGAGCUGGAAUGGGUAUUCAAUAUCAUUCUUCGCAACGUGGAAUCCGCUUUAGGCGCUCCGACAUUUGCUAUCUGGGAGCAGUCUCAUGUUUGAAAAUUGUUUUAAACGGGAAAUUGAAAAAAGAAGCAGAUGACGUGGAAUUCGAGGAAGAUGAGCACCUGUUCAAAAUCUGGACACCAAUGUUGCUCCAGAAGCAGAAACGAGGGGAUUGGUAUGCGAAUAUUGAGAAAUUCGGAGGCCAAAAAUUCUUUUUGCAAAUCAAAUUCGAUGGGGAAAAUGUGUUAUUGCAUAAGAAAGGCAACGAGUAUCGCUGGUUUACAAGGAAUAAUAACGAUUUUACAAAGGACUACGGAGACUCUUCAAUGGCGAUUGGCAAGCUGUCGAGUCGUAUACACUCGUACUUUAAUAAGGAGUGUGAAUCGGCGAUUUUUAAUUGCGAAUUGAUGCUUUGGGAUAAGAAAACGAAGAAACUUUGUCGCCACAACGACGCUUCCGGCACUUCAGACGCGCAGGUGCUGUCUUUCCGACAUGUGAAACCAGAUGAUAAUCAGCAAUUAACCGUUGUCCUGUUCGAUUUGCUCUAUCUGAAUGGCAAACCAUUUUUCGGUGCUCCCCUUCACCAGCGUCUCGAGAUGCUGAAAAUUGCGCCGCUGAAAAAGGAGCGAGAGGAUACGAUAUUCAUAGCGAAACACGAGGAAGCUAGUAAAAAGGAGCAAAUUCAACAAUAUUUCGAAGCCGCCAUGGCGAAUGACGAGGAAGGAAUCGUCGUGAAACGCGCCGAUAGUGUGUACUUAAAGGGACAGAGGAGUGCAGCGAACGGGUGGUUUAAGCUAAAACCAUCGGCUUCAAAGGAUUGUGACCUUGAUUUGGCGCUAGUGGCGAUUUUUCCAGGCGCCGGGAGGAAUGGCAAAACGGUGUAUCGAUUUGCAGCUUAUGAUGAGAAGGCUAAAAACUACAAGCUUUGCUUAGGAUGUUCCUAUGGGCUGGCUAAAGAUGUACACGAUGCGAUUCGAAUGGAAUGCGGACAGCUUCUGGAGGAGGCUCCAGAAGAGCUAACGUACUACGGAAAACGACCUAUGAAUAUUGAUAAGGAGAAGGGAGGAUUCAUAGAUUUCGAGAGAUGGCAAGUGAUAAAAAUUACUUCGAAUGGAGUGAGAAAUGGAAAACUGGUAGACCCAGUGAUGAGAGAAUGGAGACUAGACAAGCCGGUUGAUCAGAUUAACACUUGGGACGAGUUUCGGGAUUACUCGACGAAAGUUCAAGACUGCAAGCUGGGCGACGAGGUUGCCGAUAGUGAUGAGGAGGAAGACAGAAAGCCGGACCCAUUGAAAGUGGAGAGAAUCACACGGAAAGCUAUUCAUCAAGCCGCCCCUGUGCAGCUGAAACGUGCAAAACUCGAGUCUAGCCUUUCUGGAAUCGAGGUUGCAGUACUCCAAGGGACGUCGGACGCCGUUCGACGAAAGUGUGAGGAGAUUCUGAAGCAUUUCGGAGCCAGCGUGGUCAAGGGGAUCACCUCCUCUACCCAAUUAUGCAUUGCGACAGCUCCAAAACCAACGCAUCCCAAAACGGCUCAAGCGAUUUCUCAGAACACUUGCACCGUUCUGAAACCAGCUUGGCUGGAACGAUGUAACAAGGAUGACCUAAUCCAACCGUGGUCGGAAUCUGAAGUGUUUCAUGUGAAGGAAGGGGGAUUUGAGAUUGAAAAUUGA